GUUUCACUGACAUAAAUGGACGAUAUUGUAAUUUACUCUGGAGCCCCUGGAUCCCUGAAGAAGGAGGAGCAGGACCCGCUGAGGAGGAGCAGGUCCGGCUAUAAAUCCUCCUCCAUCCUGCGCCUCCUUCCUUCUUCCUUCGGCUGCUUCUUCGUUCUCCUUCUCCGGUUCUUCAUCUCCAUCAUGGGCUUCGGUGACCUGAAAUCAGCCUCCGGACUCAAGGUCCUUAACGCCUUCCUGUCGGACCGCAGCUACAUCGAAGGUUUUGUCCCAUCUCAAGCCGAUGUGGCGGUCUUUGAGGUCCUGUCAGCCCCCCCGCCAUCAGACCUGUGCCAUGCUCUGCGUUGGUACAACCACAUCAGGUCCUACCAAGGCCAAAAGAACAGCCUCCCAGGUGUGAAGAAACCUUUGGGGCAGUAUGGCCCUCCAGGCGUGGCCGACACCACCUCUGGCUCCACCCCUGCUGCUUCCAAAGAAGACGAUGACGACGACAUUGACCUAUUUGGUUCCGACGAAGAGGAAGAUGCCGAGGCUGCCAAGCUGAAGGAACAGCGCCUUGCAGAGUACGCCGCCAAGAAGGCAAAGAAGCCCGCCCUCAUCGCUAAAUCUUCGCUCCUAUUGGAUGUAAAGCCAUGGGACGAUGAGACGGACAUGGCCAAGCUGGAGGAGUGUGUCCGCAGUAUCGAGAUGGACGGGCUGGUCUGGGGACAGUCCAAACUGGUCCCAGUGGGUUAUGGCAUCAAGAAGCUUCAGAUCAGCUGUGUGGUGGAAGAUGACAAGGUGGGCACAGACAUCCUGGAGGAGAAGAUCACGGCGUUCGAGGACUACGUCCAGUCAAUGGAUGUGGCAGCUUUCAAUAAGAUCUGAGUUACUCUUGUUUAAUAAAGAGCACUUGGCACAAAACAAA
Girardinichthys multiradiatus is the source of this 907-nucleotide messenger RNA. RefSeq names its product eukaryotic translation elongation factor 1 beta 2 (gene eef1b2). The record is from RefSeq and is a predicted model, not a curated record. Lineage: Eukaryota; Metazoa; Chordata; Actinopteri; Cyprinodontiformes; Goodeidae. Gene Ontology annotation, molecular function: translation elongation factor activity; guanyl-nucleotide exchange factor activity. Gene Ontology annotation, cellular component: cytosol; eukaryotic translation elongation factor 1 complex. Gene Ontology annotation, biological process: translational elongation.